GUCUAGGGAAGCAGGAUGGAGGUCUUAGGGUGGGACCGAAGAGAGCCAGACCCAAACUCCCAGCCUGGGAUGACAGGAGGCAGAAAGGGGGUGUUUCGGAGCCGGGAGGGGCCGAGCGCCGGAAAGGGAAGCCGGGAGCCGUCGGAGCCGGCGCGCUGCGGCGGGCAGGCGCUGGGAGUGGCAGCAGGUCGGGGCGGAAGAAAGGCUGUCACGUUUCUCUCCCGCGGUGGGUCCUCGCUCCGCCCCCGGCACCCACGGCCGGGCGCCGCCCGCGGGACCCGCGGUCCCUUUAAGAGGCCCAACCUGAAGAUGCGCCCGGGGCCGCCCGCCGCCGCCGCCGCCAUGGCCGCGCAGCGCCUGGAGGACAAGCUGACCUGCGCCAUCUGCCUGGGGCUCUACCAGGACCCGGUGACGCUGCUCUGCGGCCACAACUUCUGCGGGGCCUGCAUCCGGGACUGGUGGAAACGCUGCGAGAAGGCGUGCCCCGAGUGCCGGCAGCCCUUCCCCGACGGCGCCGAGCUGCGCCGCAACGUGGCUCUGAGCGGCGUGCUGGAGGAGCUGCGCGCCCGGCCCGCGCCGGGCCCCGACCCCGGCUCCGCUCCGGCCCCCGGCCCCGGCCCCGACCCCGGCGCGCGCUGCCCCCGGCACGGGCGGCCGCUCGAGCUCUUCUGCCGCACCGAGGGCCUCUGCGUGUGCAGCGCGUGCACCGUGCGCGAGUGUCGCCUCCACGAGCGGGCGCUGCUGGACGCCGAGCGCCGGGAGCGGGAGGCCCAGCUGAGAGCGACGCUGGAGCUCACCCAGCAGCAGGCCACCCAGGCUGAGAGUCAGCUGCAGGAGCUACACCGGCAAAGCAACCAGAUCCAGGCUCCUCGCGUGCCUACCCAGAGCUCAGCCUGCGCCCUGGCCUCCAUGGUCUUUGGGAAGUUCAGCCGCCUGCUGCAGGCCCUGGAGAUGCGGCGGGCUUUGGCACUGAGGGACAUCGAGGUGGCCAAGACACAGGUGCUGAAGCAGGUCCGGGACGAGGAACAGCGACUGGAGGGCCACCUGGAAGCCUUGGCUCGCUGUAACCGCAGGAUUCGCGACCUCUUGGAGCAGUUGGAUGACCAGACCUUCCUCCAGGAAUCGCAGCUCCUGGUGCCCCCAGGGCCCCUCGGGCCACUGACUCUCCCUCAGUGGAAUGAAGAUGGGCAGCUAGGUGACCUGAAGGAGUCACUGAGCCAGCUGUGUACCCUCCUCCUGGAAGAGGGGGGCCACCCUGGGGCACCAGCCGAAGCUGCUGACUUGGGCUCUACUGAGGCCCCAGGUCCCCUGGCACCAGUCUUGAGCCCAGUUUGUCCACUGAGGAGGAAACUCUGGCAGAAUUAUCGCAAUCUGACCUUCGAUCCUGUCAGUGCCAACCGUCACCUCUACCUGUCUCGGCAGGACCAGCAGGUGAAGCACCGUCGCCAGCCCCGGGGCCCAGACAGGCCAGGCAGCUUCGAGCUCUGGCAGGUGCAGUGUGCCCAGAGCUUCCAGGCUGGGCAGCACUACUGGGAGGUGCGUGCAUCUGACCACUCAGUGACGCUGGGCAUCACCUACCCGAAGCUGACGAGGCGCAGGCAGGGGCCCCAUACAGACAACAUCGGCCGUGGGCCCAGCUCCUGGGGGCUGUGCAUUCAGGAGGACAGCGCCCAGGCCUGGCACAACGGGGAGGCCCAGCGUCUCCCGGCGGUAUCAGGGCGGCUCCUGGGCGUGGACUUGGACCUGGCCUCUGGCUGCCUGACCUUCUACAGCCUGGAGCCCAAGACCCAACCGCUGCACACCUUCCAUGCCUUCUUCACCCAGCCCCUCUACCCCAUUUUCUGGCUCCUUGAAGGUAGGACCCUGACUCUAUGCCAUCAGCCCGAGGCCAAGCUCUCUCCAGGGCUCCAGGAAGAGGCCUCAGGGCUCAGCUGAAGAAGGCACAGGGUGGAGCUGGGGGUCAGGUGCCACCGUGCCUGUGUGCCCAAGCACUGCCCCAGCCCCUGGUCUAAGGACUUGAGGCCGCAGUUCUAACAGGACCAGUCAUUGACCGGAAGACCAACUCAGGACCAGGCUGGGCCUGGAUCCUGGGGAAGCCUCCAACCUGGAGUUCACCUUUCCAGCCUCUUUGAAGGGGACAGGGACUGAAGGGAAUGAAAAGGGCGCACAUUUCUAGGCGGCUGCCUUGACCUCAGAGGCCAGUGCGGUGCCCGGGGUCUCCUGGUCCCACAGGAGCGUGCAUGCAGUGUGGGACACACCACAGAGUGGGACAGACAAAAUCAUCCACCUGUAAACCCCAGGUUGCCUUCCACCAAGACAGUGUGGAAGCAAAGAACUCCCAGAGGGAAUCUUGAGAAAAUUGAUUUUCACCUUCUCUCUCCUUGUCUUUAUCUCUUAUAUUCCUUAACAUUUUCAUGUAUUUUAGUCUUUUUUACUUUGUACAUCCUUGUGAUUGCAUUCUAUAAACAGUUGCAUUUUUGCAUUUUUUAAAUUUAACAUAAGCAUUUUUCACAUUGUUAAACUUUUCCCCUGAAUAAUUACCAUGUAAACAGUCAUUCUAAUGACUACCAAAAUUUAUUUACCCAUUAUUGGACAUGCAAAAUGUUUUGGGCUGUAAAAAUACGGCUGUGAUGACUGUUUUUGAGCAGGAAGCUUUGGCCACAUUUAUGGCCAUGUACAAACAUAGAGUACACUCUAAAGAGGGAUCACUCGACAGAGAAACAGUGAGCGCUUGAAGAUAUUAUUUUUAUACGAAAGACCAAAAUGAACCCUUGAGUCAGGCCAGCUAGUGCCCCUGGCGCCCAUCACACCGGUCAAGUUAGCGUGGCAGGGUCUCGGCCCCUAGCAUCCUCACCGCAUCCCCACCCCAGAUGUGGGAUUAUGUGCAGUGAUUUGUGCAGGGGCCAACACGGUGCUAACUCCUGUUCUUUUGUUUUUUUGCUACUCAGAACAUGAUUCUGUGACAAUCUCUGUACAUGUUUUUCCCUGUGUUUCUGGAACUGAGGGUACUGGGUCAUAGGGGGAACAGAAAUUUUGUCCUUGAAGUGUUCGACUUGAUCUGGGUGCUGGUUCCCAGGGUGUUUGCUUUAUAACCUUUUAUGCUGCAGUUAUAUGUUUUAUAUACUCAUGUAUAAGUAUUUUGUAAUAAGGUUUUUUUUUAAAGGAUGACACAUGCAAAAAACGCAGACUCAAAAAAAAUACCAAGUAUUUUUAUAUUUGUAAAAAAUCUAUCUCCCUUCCACAUUGUAACCUGGCCCAGGCAGAGGCCACGGUUGCAAACUCCACCUCAGGCCCUCACUCCUCAGCCCUGCAGCGUCUGUUCAAGGGCAGGGCCAGGCAAGGAGCUUCCAAUAGAUUCCUAAGGUGGAGAGGCCCCCAAACAGGAAGAAGGUUCUUACACUGGGCAGCCCCAGCAGUGUGACAGGAGGCAGUGGGGACCUUGCUGAACAGCUGGGUUAACAGCAGAGCUGAAAGGCCCAGCGAGGCAGGAGGUGGGGUGGGGCGGGGCUGGGCCGGCCUCAUCAUCGCUGGCUGCCCCAGCAUACAGAGUCAUACAGAUGCCCCAGCACUUGUCCAACUGGCCAAGCCCAUCCUCUGAAAGGGGCAGAGAGAACAGCGUCCUUCCGCUUCCGUGGUGGGAGGCAUUUGGGGUCACUUACUCUAUGGAUUUCUUUCUUUAAUGGGUCGUUAAUCCUUUCCCUGUUGUUCUGUGGGAGUAUUCUAGAUCAUGACCAUUAACCUUUGUUUACAUAUGAUGAGAUGCUACGGAAAUUUUGAUAGAGUGCUGUGAUAAUCAGUGCUUCCCAUUUUUGGUGGUGGUAGUUGUUUUUUAAUGACGGUACUGGGAAUGGAGCCAAGUACCUCCUGCAUGCUCAGCAUGCGCUCUACCAGCUGAGCUAUACCACCACCCUUUUAAAUUUUUUGGUGGGGGAGGUAAUUAGGUUUUUAUUUAUUUAUGGAAGUACUGAGGAUUGAACCCAGGACCUCGUGCAUGCUAAGCCUGCACUCUACCCCUGAGCUAUACCCUCCCCUGAUAAGUGCUUCUCAAUUAGGUGUUGGGGAGAAGCAUUGCCAAAUCUGGAAAACUUCAGAUAAAUUCACUCCAUCUACCUGAUUAUGACAGAACUCUCCACCUGCUCUCCAGGAAAAAUGUAUUGGUACAGAGGGAAAAAGAAGCAUGGACUUCGGGGUGUAACAUUUAUAAAAGGGACACAUUUGAUUAGCCUAGGAGUGUUUCCAGCAUCUCUGCCUGCCCCCUCCUCCUCACGGCCUCUGGGCUUCUGUGAGACAGAAUCAGGAGGGUGGGCAAACAGACAGAACAAGGGCAGGAGAGAGUUUUAAAGACAGGGGCCUCUGGAGCCAAUAGAGGUGAAGGGAGUUGGAUUGGAGGCCAGAGAGGAGAGGGGUAAAGAGAAGAGGCUGCUCUUGCCCAAGAAGGGAGUAGCGGGGUGACUGCAGGAAACGUGGCUUUGAGUAACACAGGGCUGGAAGCUGGGAGACAAUGGAGCCAGGCCUUUGAGAUUCUGACAGGAAAGGAUUUGCAUUGAGAGUUCCAUACCCAGCCAAGCUGUCAAUCACAGACGAAGCCUGAACAAAGACAUUUGUAGACACUUCCGCUUGCAUUGUCAGGAAGCUCCCAGAGGACGUACUUUUCAAAAAUAAAGGAAUAAAUCAAUGGAAGGAAAGGGAGACUGGGGAUCCAAACAACAGGGAAUUCAACACAGAAGAGAAGUGAUCAAGAAUCAAUAUCCCCAGAAAUAUGGGCCCAAACAUCCAGAUGUUCAAGGCUUAUAAGCAUGUGCUUUAGAGACCUGCAGGUAAAUGCUGGAAGAGACGGUUAAAGUUGAACCCAGUUGUCCCUGGGAGCACGAAUCUGGAGGAGGUAGGACAGGGGACUGCCAGGUUUUUGUUAUAAGCCUCAUUAAAUUGUUUAACUUGUAAAUACUCUGUAUUACUUUGAAAUAAAUAUAACUUUUAAAGUACA
This is a messenger RNA of Camelus dromedarius (Arabian camel), 4984 nucleotides long. It is a transcript of the gene TRIM65, whose product is annotated as tripartite motif containing 65. The record is from RefSeq and is a predicted model, not a curated record. NCBI's taxonomy places the organism in Eukaryota, Metazoa, Chordata, Mammalia, Artiodactyla, Camelidae. Bases 16 to 1935 code for a protein of 639 amino acids. The transcript has 6 exons. Gene Ontology annotation, molecular function: protein binding; zinc ion binding. Gene Ontology annotation, biological process: positive regulation of autophagy.